AUGACCUGCGCUGCUGCCGCUGCCCUUUCUGGCUGUCAAAGCCUCAACGACCUGCGCUGCUGCCACAGCCCCUUCUGGCUGUCAAAGCCUCGAUGACUUGCGGUGCUCCCCCUGCCCCUUCUGGCUGUCAAAGCCUCAACGACCUGCUAUGCUGCCACUGCCCCUUCUGGCUGUCAAAGCCUCGAUGACCUGCGCUGCUGCAGCAGCCACUUCUGGCUGUCAAAGCCUCGACAACCUGCUCUGCUGCCGCAGCCCCUUCUGGCUGUCGAAGCCUCAACGACCUGCGCUGCUGCCACUGCCUAUUCUGGCUGUCAAAGCCUCAACGACUUGCGCUGCUGCAGCUGCCUCUUCUGGCUGUCAAAGCCUCGACGACCUGCGCUGCUGCCGCUGCCCCUUCUGGCUGUCAAAGCCUCGAUGACCUGCUCUGCUGCCACAGCCCCUUCUGGCUGUCAAAGCCUUGACGACCUGCGCUGCUGCCGCUGCCCCUUCUGGCUGUCGAAGCUUCGAUGA
Messenger RNA from Podarcis lilfordi (Lilford's wall lizard), 510 nucleotides. The record is from the annotation of a GenBank genome assembly. Lineage: Eukaryota; Metazoa; Chordata; Lepidosauria; Squamata; Lacertidae.